AUGGAACUGCUCAUUAAUCGGCUGGAUACUUCGACCAGAUACGACUGCUCCAAUAAAGAGGCUAGACGAUUCGGCGGUGGUGGGGAGCACGUGGCUAAUAUUUCCAUUGACCUCGCUGUUUCCACGUGUCACCGGCUUCAAGGCCACCUCACCUCGGGCUUUGACUCCGUCCCUUCCGUCCUCUUUAAGGCUCCCGAAAUAGCAAUGCUUUGCUCAUCGAAAGGCACUUAG
This is a messenger RNA of Nezara viridula (southern green stink bug), 231 nucleotides long. The record is from the annotation of a GenBank genome assembly. NCBI's taxonomy places the organism in Eukaryota, Metazoa, Arthropoda, Insecta, Hemiptera, Pentatomidae.